Molecule: messenger RNA, 990 nt
Organism: Cadophora gregata
Lineage: Eukaryota; Fungi; Ascomycota; Leotiomycetes; Helotiales; Ploettnerulaceae
Exons: 4
Coding region: 1-990 (329 amino acids)
Biological process (GO): glucan catabolic process
Molecular function (GO): hydrolase activity, hydrolyzing O-glycosyl compounds
Source: RefSeq, a predicted model, not a curated record
AUGUACAUUUCCAACGCUCUCAGUCUCAGUAUUCUCGGCUUCGUCGGGACAUCAACAGCCCUAUGGACCAACUCGACUGGAACUUAUCAUCGAUUUGCAGCGGCCAGUUACAACCUGGUCGACACAUACAACAGUAACAACUUCUUCAACAGCUUCAACUUUUUCACGGGUGGUGACCCCACGCACGGAUUUGUAAAUUAUCAAUCCCAAGGCGCUGCUGCGAGCCAGGGUCUCAUCAACAGCAACAAUGGGCAGAUCUACAUGGGAGUUGACCACACAACAUACAACCCUCCUUACCCAGGUCGUGCUUCUGUGCGGGUUGAGAGCAAGAAAUCCUACAACCACGGUCUUUUCAUUGCUGAUAUUGCUCACAUGCCUGGGAGUAUCUGUGGUGUCUGGCCCGCUUUCUGGCUUUUUGGUCCCAAUUGGCCAAGCAGUGGAGAAAUCGACAUCAUCGAAGGCGUGAAUCUCGCCGGCUCAAACACUAUCACUCUCCACACCUCUGCAGGAUGUAACAUCAACACCGCGGGCUCGCAGUACGGGACAAACCUGCAACACUCCAACUGCAACCAAGAUAACGGCAACACUGGCUGUGGUGUUACAACUACCACUGCGAAUGCAUACGGAAACUCGUUCAACAGCAUUGGGGGAGGUGUGUAUGCUAUGCAAUGGGAGAGUUCCGGCAUCUAUGUCUGGUUCUUCCCGCGAGGAAACAUCCCGGCUGAUAUAUCGAAUGGACGACCCGUCACUGGAAAUUGGGGAACACCAAUCGUGGCAUUCAACGGGGGCGGUGGAUGCAAUAUUGACUCGUUUUUCCGGAAUCAGAACAUCAUUUUCGAUACGACGUUCUGUGGUGAUUGGGCUGGAUCCGUCUGGGGAAGCAGCAGCUGCGCAGGCUUGGGAUCUUGUCAGAGCUAUGUUGGAGCAAACCCAGGUGCAUUUGCACCUGCGUAUUGGACCAUCAACUCUGUGAAAGUAUACCAGCAGUGA